Molecule: messenger RNA, 2092 nt
Organism: Ricinus communis (castor bean)
Lineage: Eukaryota; Viridiplantae; Streptophyta; Magnoliopsida; Malpighiales; Euphorbiaceae
Product: putative pentatricopeptide repeat-containing protein At3g15200
Exons: 3
Coding region: 289-1989 (566 amino acids)
Molecular function (GO): protein binding
Source: RefSeq, a predicted model, not a curated record
AAAAUGUUCCAGAUACCUCAAAGGUAACUUUUGUUAAUAACCCUAUGAUCGAAGGACAUAUAUUAUUAAAAACUCUUUUCUUCAUCUCCGUCUCUUUACAGAGACAGCUUCGCGUUACUACUGGUGCAUUGAUUGCCUAGGAUUUGGUACUGGGUUGUUGUAGUCUUUUAUGUAUUCUGUUUCACAAGAAAAUUAAAGGUAAGGAGAUUAAUUUCAGUUGCUAGGAAGUGUUUGCACCCUCUUAAUUUUGUUUGCUUGUUACAUUCCCACCACUUGAAAAUUCAGAACAUGCCUCUCAUAUCCCAACAGUUGAGAUCUAUUUCCAGGAAGGACUUCUGUUGGAGGUCCAAGUUUUAUUUCCCAACCAAAUCCUUAGAAUGUCAGUCCUCCUUUCUUUGCAUUGACUUCCUUGGCAUCCUACACAACCGAAAUCAUGCGGCGAAUUACUUCUCAAAUUCCAAGUCCCAAUUUAAGGUGUUUUACUUUGUUCACUCAGUCGCAAAAUCCCACUCACUAAUUGAAUUUCAACAAGAGCCACCUGGUGAAUUAGCACUUAAAGUUCAAAACGUCCUCAAGAAUUAUAGAGACAGCCCGACAAGGAAGAUUGAGCUUGCUCUCACCCAAUGCAACCCCACUGUGACUGAGGAUCUAAUCUUGAAAGUACUGAAGAGGCAUCGAUCUGAUUGGAAACCAGCUUUAAUAUUCUUCAAUUGGGUUUCUAAAGGAGGUAAAGUCCUUAUGGGGUCUGGUGCUUAUAAUGAGAUUCUUGACAUUCUUGGAAAAAUGAGACGGUUUGAUGAAUUGAGCCAAGUGCUCGACAUAAUGUCCAAGAGAGAGGGACUUGUCAAUGAGGAAACGUAUAGAGUUCUAGUUAAUAGAUAUGCUGCUGCACAUAAGGUGGAGGAGGCCAUUGAAAUUUUCAAUACGAGGAGAGAUAUAGGGCUAGAGAUUGACUUGGUUUCAUUCCAGAAUCUUUUGAUGUUCUUAUGUAGGUAUAAGCAUGUACAAAUUGCAGAAUCUCUUCUAUAUUCUAAGGGAAAAGAUUUUGGCAUGGAUAUAAAGACUAUGAAUAUUGUUCUGAAUGGGUGGUGUGUGUUGGGAAAUGUACAUGAGGCAAAGAGGUUUUGGAAAGAUAUAAUUGGGUCUAAAUGCAAGCCAGAUUUAUUUACUUAUGGAACUUUUAUAAAAGCAUUAACCAAGAAGGGCAAGUUAGGCACAGCCUUGAAAAUCUAUCGAGCUAUGUGGGAGAAACAGUGCAAACCAGAUGUGGUGAUCUGCAAUUGUAUAAUUGAUGCAUUGUGUUUCAAGAAUAGAGUUCCUGAGGCUCUGGAAGUUUUCAGGGAAAUGAGUCAGCAGGGCUGUUUACCAAAUGGGGCUACCUACAACUCGCUUAUUAAGCAUUUCUCCAGAAUUCGGAGGAUGGAGAAGGUUUAUGAGCUUUUGGAUGAAAUGUUGGACAAGAAGGGGAGUUGCAUGCCAGAUCAUAUAACUUUCAACUACUUGCUCAAGGCAUUAAAGAAGCCAGAGGAACUGCCUUUGGUCUUGGAAAGGAUGGAGAGAAACGGAUGCAUGAUCAGCACUGACACAUAUAACUUGAUCUUGAGAUUGUAUGCAGACUGGGAUUGUGAGGAAAGAGUAGGAGAUACUUGGAACGAGAUGGAGAAACUUGGGUUGGGACCUGAUCGACGAUCCUAUACUAUUAUGAUUCACUGGCUCUAUGAAAAGGGAAGAAUUAAUGAUGCUUUGCAUUACUUUGGGGAGAUGACCUCUAAGGGUAUGGUGUCAGAGCCUAGGACUGAGAUGUUGGUCAGUUCCAUGAAUAUGAAGUUGAAGGACAAUGAUGCUGAACAAGGGGAAAAAGAUGCAAUUAAUGGUGUGAAAUCAUUAGGGUCCAUGCAUAAAAGGAGAAGGGAAAUAAGAGUGAGGUUUCCAUCUCCCUCAGAUGAUGAAACAGGUUGUUGUCUUCUUCAGAUGAUGUGGUUUAUAUAAAAGGUGCAACAGUUUUUAUGAAUUCCAUGAGAUUUUUUUGCCAUAAACAUCGCCUUCUCUCCACUUCCUCUGCAACAUCAUAUUCGUUUCCAUGGAUAUCUCC